AUGCCAAAGUCUUACUCUCCUUCAACAGCGCAGGCCGCUGGACCAUCCCUUGCUGGCCAGGGACUCUCACCGCUAUCACCUCCCUUCGUCCCUCGUUCCUGCAAGCCCAACGUCAAUCCUCCGCCUCAUCCCCGCCUUCCGAAAACUCAACCUCAGCCGGAUCUGAGGAAGAGUUCCGCAUAUCCAACACCUCCCUCACCUCCCUUGGCGCAACCCAAGGGCAGGAGUAUCUAUUCACGUCAUUAUCGACUACAUACCCUUCAACAGGGCAAACCCUCUUCAGUUCCAAGUAUGACUUCUCGGCCAGCCCCGAAACGCUAUUAUCCGAAAACGCACCCCCCGAAUAUUCAAUGGAAACCCCCAGUCUAUCGACACCCAUCCUCUUUUCGAGGCGAAUACCGGAAUGCCACGAAAGCCGAACGGGCCAGAAUAUGCGCACCUCAUACUUAUGCCCCUUGUCCAGGUGGGACUUUUCCAUUACGAAAUAUGGUUCCUUCUACCUUCGUUCCUUUGAACCCUAUCACGCCUCCCCACAUUCCUUUUAUUCCUCGAACUGUAAGAAAUUUCCAGCAGUUUCCUCAGCCCAAUCCUGUUCGCUUUCAUCGUUCCAGCACCACAGAUGCCCAGCAAACCUUUUGUCAUCACUAUACUCAACAGUGGAGACUCGAGGCGAUGGAGAGAGUGGCCAUGUGUGUGCGAGAGUUUGUAGAAAUGAUGGACCAACGAAGGGGAGAGUUUCAAAUUUGGCUGAUCCAGGCCCAGCUGUUACUGGAAACUCUUGCCCCCUGA
Molecule: messenger RNA, 789 nt
Organism: Marasmius oreades (fairy-ring Marasmius)
Lineage: Eukaryota; Fungi; Basidiomycota; Agaricomycetes; Agaricales; Marasmiaceae
Exons: 1
Coding region: 1-789 (262 amino acids)
Source: RefSeq, a predicted model, not a curated record